Molecule: messenger RNA, 1477 nt
Organism: Vanrija pseudolonga
Lineage: Eukaryota; Fungi; Basidiomycota; Tremellomycetes; Trichosporonales; Trichosporonaceae
Exons: 3
Coding region: 137-1435 (432 amino acids)
Source: RefSeq, a predicted model, not a curated record
CACAUUUCUCGUGCUUCCAACCUUCUGCGCACCUGCGCUGCACACCAAGAGUUCUCUACCCCGCGUCAUCGUGACGAUGGCACUAGAAACCUAAUCACAAGCGGAAACCAGCUCCGCCCUCCGACGCGCUCGACCGAUGGCUCCAAAGCGCCAGCAGCGAACGGCAAACUUCAAUCGUUGCGGCGUGCGCGGUGUUGCGGCGGCCCUCAAGAUCCUCGCCGAGCUCGAUGCGUCCGCGACAGUCCUCUUCGCGUCGGAUAACAGCUUGGGCGACGAUGGCGCGCGUAUCCUGUUCGAGGGGCUGCGCGAGCGGCGCCUCAAGCGCAAGCGCGACGCCCUUGUCUCAGGCGACGCCGCAGUGCUCGGCCUCGUCGACAUACACCUCGCCGGCAACGCGAUGACGGACAAGGGCGUGCUCCAUGCGCUGCGGUACGCGAGCGAGGACCACGUCCUCGAGAAGCUCGACUUUCGGAGCCAGGACAUCAAUCUGUUCACCGGUGUGGAUGAAAUGGCGGUGUAUCUCAACCUAUCGGCGAUCAACUGCCUCUCCUUCUCUGGCAACACGCUCGACGAGUGCGGCUUCUCGUACCUCCUCCGCACCAUCACUGUGCCCCUCUCGACGCUACACUUUGACGAGUGCGACCUGCGCACCUCGACAGCCGAGGCGAUCGCGCACUACCUCUCCUCGCCGGCAUCGCGGCGACUCGUGUCCUUCCACGCGAGCCACAACAACCUCGGCCUGGACGGCGUGUCCGUCAUUCUGUCGUUCAUCAACCGUUCCAACUAUACCCUGUCCGACCCGCUCUUCUGGUUCAACGCCAAGCCGCCGUUUAUCGAGGGCUACGCAGACAACGAUUACUGGCAAGAGCAGUACGUCGACGACUUCAUCACGUUCGACAAGGAGCUGCAGGACGAGGCGUUCCCGCUCGAGAUGCGCCCGCGCGAGCUCCAGCACUUCAUGCGCCGCGUCGAGGACCUGCAUCGCUUCGAGGACGUGCUCAAGAAGCGCAACGAGCGGUACGCUAUCCGCGUGCGGCAGGCGGCGCGGCGUGUCCUCGGCCCGGCGCGCGUCGUGCUCCUCGGGCGGGAAGACGAGGCCGCCGCCAAGAAGUCGACACUGCAUCUCCUCAACCUGCCCCGCGAGCUCCAAGUCAUGAUCCUGCGCUACCUCACCAGCCCGCCGGACUCGCCCGUCCUCUUCCUGUCCAACUCGCAGUGGUCGCGCGUGACGGCAUACGCGUCGGAUCGGUCAAAGUUACGCACUAUGGCUGCAAGAUCGCGCGCGACGCUGGAAGAGUGGAAAGCGGAGCGGCUCGAGGCGCAAGAUCCUGUCGUUCCGCUGGAUACGACGCAGGAGGCGCGGCAUGUGUUUGAUCGCGAGAUGCUCGACUACGAGGCCGACGUCGGGUGUGACUUGUUCGAGGGGUCAGAGUGAGUCUCUGCGCACAGUGUUGUACGUAUCCAUUAUUGUAACGGG